AUGUACACACAGUACCUCAAUUGGUAUGAUCGUAUACCUGAGGUCCUUCGACUGGGGCACAAUUUCACCCCAGCUGUGCUGUUCGCUCACAUGUACUAUCAUUUCGCGAUCCUACUCUUGUUCCGGCCUCUAAUCAAGCUACGGAUCAUUGGAUCCAAGGUUUCGCCUCGCGAUGUGUGCUCACAAGCGGCCGACGCCAUUCAAGGCCUUCUAAGAUCUUACUCUUCACUCUACACUUUGCGACGAACGCCCUCGUUCGUACCAUAUUUUGUCCUCACAUCCGCCAUCAUGCACCUAGCGAUUGGUGCAACAACUGUUGGCGGCUCGGAUACGACCGAGGCGGACAUAGAGAAAGCGGUCAAGGUGGAUCCUCGUGUGGCCGAAUCCAUCACUCAAGGUAUUUCAGACCUCACUGAGAUGGCUCCUUGCCACCAAUUCGCUGAGCAGGCUCUCAACAUACUACGCUAUUUGGCCGCAAAGUGGGACAUUGAUGUCGAGAACAACGUCGAUAAGCUCACAGCAGAAGAGUACGACCGUUUGGUGUUGCCGCAUACGGGGAGUCUCAACUUCUUCUCGCCCAACCUUAGAGAGGGAGACAUUACGUGCCAAUGGGGUGCGGGACCAUUCAUGGGAGAGCAAUCACCUUCUGUGCAGAAGACAGGAGACAAUAUGGAAAACCCCCUCUUCUGGCCUUUCCCGAUGCAAGGACGGCCGAUUCUUCCCAAUGGCAUCGAGUUGGAACAUGCAGGUUUUGCGAUCAUAUAG
Fusarium musae is the source of this 765-nucleotide messenger RNA. RefSeq lists its product as uncharacterized. NCBI's taxonomy places the organism in Eukaryota, Fungi, Ascomycota, Sordariomycetes, Hypocreales, Nectriaceae. The transcript is spliced from 2 exons. The record is from RefSeq and is a predicted model, not a curated record. The coding region runs from base 1 to 765 and encodes 254 amino acids.